Colias croceus (clouded yellow) is the source of this 2354-nucleotide messenger RNA. Its product is annotated as protein KRTCAP2 homolog. The coding region runs from base 113 to 508 and encodes 131 amino acids. Lineage: Eukaryota; Metazoa; Arthropoda; Insecta; Lepidoptera; Pieridae. The record is from RefSeq and is a predicted model, not a curated record. The transcript has 5 exons.
CUGUGAUGACAGUUUGUAAAUGGUCUAAAAUAAUAGCCGGCGUCUUGUUUUAGAAAUAUCCUCUGUAAAUUGUAAUAAAGCUAUUAACUAUUGAAUUACAAUUAUUAAAAAAAUGGCUGUUAACAGUGCCACGUCCUUUGUAUUAUCAUCGAUAUUAACACUUUUAAUAUUUUCUGGAAUGCAAAUGUACAAACCCAUUUUGGUAAAGUCUCCAAUUACAAUCAUAUUUGGAGGUUAUCUUGGCUCGUUGAUGUUCAUGUUCUUCGUAACUGCAGUAGGAAAUCUAGAAGCCACAUUGUUUGGAAAAAACUUUCAAUUGAAAUUACCAGAGAUUGUUUUGUCCAUGGCUAUAUCUUUAAUAGCAGCAGGAAUGGUUCACCGAAUUUGUUUUACAACUUGUUUGAUUUUUUCUCUCAUGACUAUUUACUACAUGAAUAAGUUAUCACAGAAGACCUAUGCAACAUCAGUUCAACCUACUGUGCAAGUUAAAAGCCGCCGUCAUAAGUAAUACUUAUGUACUUUACAUGAUAUACAAAUAAAGUAUUUGGUUAAAAAAAUUGUUUAUUUUAAUCAUUCAAAUUUUACAACAAUAGAAAGCACACAAUCCUUUUUUUCACUAUUAUAUGAAUGAAGUUACUAUACAUUUUAUCAGGUAGAACUUAAUAUUCUCUUACACUUUUUAGAUAGUUCUAAUAAAAAGAGAAUACAGUAUCUCCUGAUACUUUAACAUAAAUGUUAAUGGGUAUGUAUGUAAUGCUAUAAUAAUUAUAGUUAAAGUUUUAACAUUAGUUAUGCUUUAAAGUAGGUAUAUACUAAAAGAAAUAAUUUGAAAAUAAAGCAUAUUCACAACUGUGAAAUUAAAUCAACUUAAUAAUUAAUAAGGUAAUGAGUAAAUCAUUUGAAAUAUCAACAAAGAUGAAUGUCAGUGUAGAGAGUUCAAUACAUGUGUUUACUUAGCAAGCAUUCAUCUUUAUAAAUAUUUAAUUAACAUUAGUAAUAAAUAUAUUUGCACAAGACAAUAAUUGUUAUAAUAUUCUAAUUGUUUAUGUAUCCCUUAAAACUAAUCUCAUUGCACAAGGGAAUGUACCCAAGUAUAUUUGCACUUAUUUUCAAACAUGGUUUUAGUAUUUAAUAUUUUUAUAAACUUAAUAUAAAUGACAUUGGGAUUCUGAAUACAUAUCAAUCUUUUGUGUUUAUAAUAAAAUACAAUUAAUUAGUUAGUUAUACUGGGGGAGCAGUAGCAUAAUUUUAAAAGUGGAAAAUAUGAUACUUAUAAGUCAAUGAAUUAAGUUAUGGUAAAGUUUUUAUUUCCAAAAUUUACAUAUUAUUUAUUUACCUAUUGGUAUUGUGGUAAACUCUUUAUACUUAUUUAACUUUUUUAGCUUAUAAAUUGACAGAUUUUAAUUUAAAAUAAUAAAAUAUUUUUGUUAAAAAAGCAACUAACCAUAAAUGGCUAAUAAUAAAUAAUUUGCCUUACAAUUAGUGAAUUUUUGUCAAUUUAUAAGGAAAAGAAACAGCACAAUCUGAAUAGAUGAUUUUAAAAUAUAUGUAUUUAUUUCACUUAACAAUAAUAAUACUUUACUUUCAUUAGAUGCUUUAUGCCUGGUGCCUCUUGAAAAGAUUUUUUGCAAGUAGGUAUGUAUAAUUAAAAUAUAUCAAAAUAUAAUAAUUAUCACAAAUCAUCAAAAAGAUUUCCAAUAUGACAGUGUAAAUUUUAAGUAAACAGAUUGUACAAUCUUAUAAUCAGUUUGAUAUGGCCUUUAUUUUUAAUUUUAGUAGAUGACUGUUUUUGGCACGCAAACAAUACCUUCAAAGAAGAAAAUAUGCUUAUUAAUUCUAUAAACAAUACUAUCUAAAUAACAAUAACUGUUGUUUAAUAACAGUGAUAUUAUCAUAGACCAAUAGAAUACCUUAUUAUACAUAGUUACUAAAACAAUAACAGAGAAUCAUAUAACAAUAUUUGUGUAAAUAAAGAUUCAACUGAUAAUCCCUGAAUGUGAAUUUUAUCACAGAAUUAUAAAAUCUUUAAGGCACUGUUUCGGACGCAAUAUUGUAAUGAAUUAUUUUUUUAGAUAAAACUAUAAAUAUUCUUAUUUAUCAAGAAUGUAACAUAUAUAUUGUAUUAAGUAUUUGUAAUUUUAUUUAUCAUUGUUGGUAAUACUCAUAAUUUACUUCAAAAAUGUCACAUUUUCUGUGUUGAAAAAACUUACUUCCAACAAUGAUUUAUACUAUUUUAUGAUUUAUAUAUUACUUAUUUCUUAUAUGCAUACUGUUAUUGCGAACAUAUGGAUUUUGUAAAAUUCUUGGUGUUGUUUCCAUUACUCUCAGCAAUAAAUCAUCUAAAUAAUUCUCAA